Molecule: messenger RNA, 3455 nt
Organism: Poecilia reticulata (guppy)
Lineage: Eukaryota; Metazoa; Chordata; Actinopteri; Cyprinodontiformes; Poeciliidae
Source: RefSeq, a predicted model, not a curated record
UCCUGGUGGUCCAGAAUGCCUCGCUCAUCCUCAGCAUCCGCUACGUCCGCACGUUGCCGGGCGACCGCUUCUUCACCACAUCGGCCGUCGUUAUGGCGGAGGUCCUGAAGGUGGCGACGUGCCUGCUCAUCGUCCUGCUGCAGAAGAGAUGCGCCCUGAAGGAGACGCUGUGGUUCCUGCUGGACUCGGUCGUCCUGCAGUACCAGGACACGCUGAAGCUCGCCGUGCCGUCGCUCAUCUACACGCUGCAGAACAACCUGCAGUACGUCGCCAUCUCCAACCUGCCGGCCGCCUCCUUCCAGGUGACCUACCAGCUGAAGAUCCUCACCACGGCGCUCUUCAGCGUCCUGAUGCUCAGGAAAUCUCUGUCCAGAGUCCAGUGGGUUUCCCUGCUGCUGCUGUUUGCCGGCGUCGCCAUCGUCCAGGUGCAGCAGGAGGGAAAGAAGGAGGCGGCGGUGGCUGACGCCUCGAACCAAAACUACAUGGUGGGUCUGGUUGCCGUGGUGAUCAGCUGCCUGUCGUCUGGCUUCGCCGGCGUUUACUUUGAGCGGAUUCUGAAGGGCAGCUCUGCAUCGGUGUGGAUGAGGAACGUGCAGCUGGGCAUCUUCGGCACAGCGCUCGGACUACUGGGAAUGUGGUGGAACGACGGCGCCGCCGUGGCUGAGCACGGCUUCCUGUUCGGCUACACCGGCAUGGUGUGGUGCGUCAUCUUCAACCAGGCGUUCGGCGGGCUGCUGGUGGCCGUGGUGGUGAAGUACGCCGACAACAUCCUGAAGGGCUUCGCCACUUCCUUCUCCAUCAUCGUUUCCACGGUGAUGUCCGUCUACCUGUUUGGCUUCCACGUGGACCUGCUGUUCACCGCGGGGGCGGGGCUUGUCAUCGCCGCCGUCUACAUGUACAGCCUCCCCAAGGUGCCCGGCGGCCUCCCAUGCCCCGACCCCGCCUCUUCCUCUGCGUCCGCUGAGCCGCUGAGGGCGGGCGGAGGCGGCGAGAUGGAGGCGUUUCUGCCAAAAGCUCCUUCCCCAGCCGCCAGCCGCACAGACUAAUUCCUGGAAGCUGAGCAGGAAGGAGCUGGAGCGCCCCCUGCUGUUCUCUCUGCCUUAAAACUCUUUGCUAUCUGAAAGAAGCGCCUUACACUGAUUGGGUUCUGCUUGGUAGUUGCUGAUUGGUUGGUCUGCUUGGGGGCGGGGCCACCUGUGGACUGUACGUUGCCUUUUCCUCUGUCUGAAGCCAUAGGGUGGCGGUUCUGAUCCCGGCCUGGUGUAGCCCGGUCCGGUCCGGUCCGGCUGCUCGCUGGGAAUGUGCUCGUUGAUUGGAGCAUUUUUUAAUUCUUCAACUAAUCUUUGAUGUUUGUUGUUGGAGGGGGUGUGGCCUGUCUGUAGGCGGGGUCAAGGGUCAUCGUUUCAUUUUUGUCUCCAUUGAGACCUGAUAUGUUCCUGAAAACCUGAGCAGGUCCAGAAGGAUUCACCAGAACCUUCAUGUCAUAACCCAAACCACCAGAAGAUGGCGCUGUCCAAACUGCACAUGUAGAGAAAUAUUCUCUAAAAGUCUAAAAACGAGCUCUAUUGUUCCUGCUGAUGGGUAUCCUUCAUUUUGUGGAAAACCGUCACAUGGUGUCAUGUGGGUGGAGUCAGGAGUUGAUCUCGGUCCCACCCACAUCCACUGGUCACUGCCGGGUUUUCCUAUUACAAAGAAAGCAGAAAUAUUGUUCAGUCUCGGUAAAAAGAAAGUACACCCUCAUUUCACAGCAGAUUUCUCCUGUGGUCCAUUAAACUAAGAUCAGAGGAAAUUGAGUAGAAUAGAAGUAAAACCUACAGAGACUAAAUCAGAUAUUUAGUUUUCAAAACCACAAAAUAAUCCAGAAGUCUGAGUUUUUAUAAGACAGAACUACAGAGAAAAUGUUUCAUUAAAUCCGAUUUAAAGGUUUUCAUUUCCACAUCAGGAUCUAGUAAAAGCUGCUUUCUGAUUGGACCAGCUAAAAUGUCUCCAUCCAAUCAGUUUGAGCUUAAAGGUUCAAAAGUCUCGUUUCAUUUGGUCCUGAGUCAGAAAGGUUCUUGUUAAAUUCCUUUAAAACCUUUUUGUCGGAUUUAAACGCUGUGUUCCGGGUUGGGUGGAGUCGGACCUCGGAUCACUCGGGUCCAUUUGGAGACAAAAACCCGGCAGAACUGCGAGGAUUUCACUGGAGGACCGCGUUUCCGUUUGGGGGAGUGAGGAGGAAGAGGAGCGGUCCGAACUCUUCCUCGUGUUGAUGAUAUUGUUUGGGAUUCUGGUGGGAUAACGAGGAUUUUUACGUUUUUUUGGUUUUUCCUGAAUCUGAAACUUUUCUUCAUCUUCAAACAGAAGCUUCAGUUUUUCAGCUGUGCAGAAACUUUUCAGGCGUUAAAGUAUUUGGACCUCCAGGACGAUUCAGAACCAGUUUUGUCUCUGAGACCCAGAGGUCUGACGGUGACGGUGAAGAUGAUGGUGACUGAAGAAAACAGAAUUAAUUCUUAUGAAUCUCAGAAGUUUUUCCAUAAUGUUCAUCUUGAGAACAUUCAGUAAAAAAUCACCAAUCGUCAAAAUAGUAAUUUUCUCCAAACAUGAUUGGAGAAGUAGAAAAAUUAUUUCUGAAUAAGUUUUGACCAAGAAGAACAAAAUGAAGUUUUAUUUCUUUAUUUCUGCUCGCUGUGUCUGGUCCUGGCCACCAGGGGGCAGCCUCAUCAGACCCGGAUGGAGUUUGGCUCCUUGUUUAAAUCCUUUCAGCGUUAAUUUCACUCAACGUAAUGAAACAUUUUCCAUUAAAUACAUUUUUUUAUAUUUUUUGUCCACAAAUAAAAAAUGCUGAAAAGCCAAAAAUGUAACUAAAAUAUAUUUUCUUUUUGUCUUGUUUUUGCAAUCAUAAUUUAUCAAAUUGAUGUAAUAAAUGUUAUUCCUGAGCAAUAGAAAUGCAAGAGAUACAUGAAGAAGAUAUAAAAAUGUAAAUUAUAGGUGAAUAUUGAAGCGUUUUAUUUUGCCUGUGCUGAAAGUGAAAAGGUUUUAUAUUUUUCCUGAAAGCUUUUAUUGUUGUUGGGGGGAAUCAUGAGCAUCUGAAGGGAAACUGAACCAUUCUUGCUUUUAUAUUUGAAGAAACUGAGAUGUAUCAGUUGUUUACAGGGUUGUUUUUAUUUCUGUGUAAAAAUUAAAUCCCAUGAGAUUAUAAAUUCACCUGAAAGACGCAGAGUUUCUGUGUUUGGUGGAAAUCUGUAGAUUUUCUGAAUCAGAUUUGAUCUGAGCUGGCAGCCUGCAGCGCCCCCUGCUGGAUGUUUUCUUGUGUUGACGAACCGGAAACAGUCGCAGCUCCGGGUUUCAUGUCCACUUCCUGUUUUUCUCAAACUGUUGGGACAGUUUGUGCGGUUGCACUCGGUUGUUGGUUUGUAUCACAGCUUAUGAGUUUGUAAAUACUUGUUUUGGUAAAGUUUUAUAAAUCAAACACUAAA